Alligator mississippiensis (American alligator) is the source of this 15671-nucleotide messenger RNA. RefSeq names its product coiled-coil domain containing 85A (gene CCDC85A). The transcript has 3 exons. The record is from RefSeq and is a predicted model, not a curated record. Lineage: Eukaryota; Metazoa; Chordata; Crocodylia; Alligatoridae. Bases 175 to 1377 code for a protein of 400 amino acids.
AAAAGCCGCCGGCCGCCCCGGGCCGCCUCACUCGUGCCGGCAGCGGCACUGGGGCCGGGGAGCUCGCCCUGCCGCCGGCCGGCGCGGAGCCCAGGCGUCCCGGGGGCGGGCGGGGGCCCUGAGCCCCGCGCUGCAGCCGCCGCCGCCCCCCCGGCCUGAAGUUUGGCCGCCACCAUGUCCAAGGCGGCGGCAGCAGCGGGGGAAAGUAGCGGGGCGGCGGCGGCGGCGGCGGGGAGCGAGGACUUGUCCAAGGUGCCCGACGAGGAGCUGCUGAAGUGGAGCAAGGAGGAGCUGGUGCGCAGCCUGCGCCGCGCCGAGGCGGAGAAGAUGAGCGCGAUGCUGGACCACAGCAACCUCAUCCGCGAGGUCAACCGCCGCCUCCAGCUGCACCUCGGGGAGAUCCGCGGCCUCAAGGAUAUCAAUCAGAAGCUGCAAGAAGAUAACCAGGAACUGAGAGACCUUUGUUGUUUCUUGGAUGACGAUAGACAGAAAGGCAAGAAGGUAUCCCGAGAGUGGCAAAGACUGGGCAGGUACAGUGCUGGGGUCAUGCACAAAGAGGUUGCCUUAUAUUUACAGAAGCUGAAAGAACUGGAAAUGAGACAAGAAGAAGUAGUUAAAGAGAACCUGGAAUUAAAAGAACUCUGUGUUUUGUUGGAUGAAGAGAAAAGUGGCGGAGCAGGCAGCAGGAGUUCUAUAGACAGCCAAAUCAGCCUCUGCCAGUUAAAUGCGGCAAGUCCUUAUAUUCGAGAUGUUGGUGAUGGGAGCAGCACUUCUAGCACUGGAAGUACAGACAGUCCGGACCAUCAUAAACAUCACCCAAGUACCAGUCCUGAGCAUCUCCAAAAAAGUAGGAGUGAGGGAAGCCCUGAGCAUCAAAAACAUAGGAGUGUUAGCCCAGAGCAUCUUCAAAAACCCAGGAGCUCUGGAAGUCCUGAUCAUCAGAAACACCUAAAAGGACCAAGUCCAGAACAUCACAAAGCCAUUGGUAAAAGUAGUCCUGAGCAUCAAAAGCAUGCCAGUAGUAGUCCAGAAACUCUCCCUAAGCACAUUUUAAGUAGUAGCCCUGAACACUUUCAGAAACAUAGACCUGGUAGUAGCCCAGAGCAUCAAAAGCACAGCAGUGGCAGCCCAGAGCACCUUCAGAAACAUGCACUGAGUGGAAGCACAGAGCAUCUCCACAAAGUGAGGGGUACUAGCCCUGAGCAUCUCAAACAGCAUUAUGGAGGAAGUCCUGAACAUCUGAAGCAUCUUGGAGGAGGCAGCAGAGAAGGUACCCUGAGGAGACAAGUAGCAGAUGACAUGUCACCUCAUCACAGAAGUGUGUACAAUGGGAUGAAUGAUCUCCAACCACCAAGACCAAAGGCUCUGCAGUCUUAACUUAACAGCAGAAGAUACCAGAAUCAGUGUCUUCUUCAAAAUUCUUUGAUUUAUUCCUUGUUGGAACUUGAUUAAAAAAGUGAGACCUAAUCCUCUCUACAAUCAAUAUACUGAAUGCUAUCUUUCAACCAGUUGCUACAACAGAGCGUGUGAAUAAUUUGGAGAGCUUGGUGGAUAAAGAACAUCCUGAAUAUAUUCAAGCAAAAAUCUAAUUUUAGCUUUUGGGUAUCAGCGCUCACUUCUUUUAUCACUUCUAUAUCAAAGUACUGAAAUGGAAAUGAUAUCUCUUAUCUUUUAAAACCUGUUGAAAAUAUGUACUUUGGCUGGUAAAGAUGUAUCACUGGAUUGCUGAGAGCAUAGAAAUGACUAAAUAGAUUAUUUUGGAAUCUUGGAUCUCACACUUGUAUCAUCACAAGAUGUCUAAUCUUCCUGGCUUUGUUGAUAAUAACUUGGAUAGUGCUAGUCCAGUGUGUUGAUCAUUAUCCUACUAAUAUAUACAGAGAAACAGAUCUAUGAGGAAGGAUGCGUGGAAGUCACAAAUCAAAAAGAGAUGCUGCACAAAGGGAUCUACAGCAUCCUAUUUCGUGAUAACUCUGCAACCCAAAUUUAAAUAGAGGGAAUUUUAAUACCCAAGUAAACACUUAUCGAUAGCCACUUGGAAGUGCAUACUGUAGCCUGUGAAGCUAAGAGUUAGUUUCCAGGACAACACAUUUUUGUUCUGGCAGUCUGUCACCUGGAUGUCUUUUCCUUUUCCUUUCUCCUUUCUUUACCAGCAAACUCAGUUGCUGGGGAAGAAUCUAAUUCCACCUGGACAAGGGAGAUGUUUGAAUUACUGAGAGAUGUUCAAAUGUAAAAUUACUGUCUUUUGCUAUGAGAACUAAAUGCUAGUUUGGUUGUACAAAUGUGCAGAAGCUUUAUGUUUUUAUUAAUGUGGCAACAUUCAGCAUUGUCUGUUUUUGUUGAGUAGGGGUACACGUGGAAGAGAUGUAUUUUUUCAGCAGAUUACUAUUAGGUGUCAGUUCUACUUAAUCACUUCUCUUGCUAUAAAAUUUCACAAACUGAGGCAUUAUAGAGAAGCAGGAUGUUCGUUAGUUCCAAUACAAGGCUGUUCUUAAAAAGGUAGAACCUGAAAUUAAAAUUGACUGCCAAGUGACUAUAAUCUAAAUUUGAGCAGAGGAUUAUAUUUUUAUUGUCCAAAAUGAGGGAAAUAUAAAGAGUAAAAAAGGGAAGCACAAGCAGUGACAGUGUAGUCCUGAGGACUAGGAGUUCUUUAAUUCAAAGCAUUGGGCCUCAGUCUUUUAUAUGUAUACUUCCAGUAUUUGUGCAGUAUCUAGAUGCUGAAUAGUGAGGUAUAUUGCUAAAUGUUUUAUUAUGUACCUGUGUAUAUCCUGUAUGAGUAGUCAGACAGUGUUGACUGAAUAUCAAAAGUCCUGUUUCAUUUUGCUCUGUGCUUAAAAUAGGAAGGAAUCUUUGUGGGGUAGUCUUUGUUCCAAAAGCCUAAUCAGAAAUCCGAAGGGGAUAAAUGCCAUCAUGAAAAGUAUGUUUAAAGUUCUGUUUAGAGUCCUGAUACUUAAUAUAAUAAUGGGAGAAUGGGGCCUAUGAAAAAUGUUUUUUUAGCAGUAUAUAUGUAUUUCUGCUUUAAGAGAAGGUCCAUCUGCAGUUACUUAGAGUUUUGGACUAGGCAGAAGUGCAAAACUUGGCUCUGCAAAAAGCUGCCUGAGUAGUUAUGCUCUGUGUGAAGUGUGUGCCCUCAAUGCCCUUCAUGGGAAUACAUGGUGCUUUGAAGAAUCUGGCCCAGUAACGGAAACAAGUCAUCCUCAUGCAGAAGCUGAAUGUCAUCAAAAAAUAAAAGCCAAAACCCGGCAGCACUUUGGUGAAGUGCAUGCAAUUUCUUGUGGCACCCCACAGCAUUUAUGCUUCCCUUCUCAGCUCCACUGAGCAAAUCUGAACUGUUUCCUCUUCCGAUGCUAAAACGCCAUAUUUCCUUGAAUAUAAGACAAGGUCCACCUCCCCUCCACCCAUGUCAUCUUAUAUUCACAUAUGGGGCCAGAGUUAGACCCACAGCAGCUACCUUUUCCCCCCUUCCCCCCCCCCCCCCCCUUUCUCUCUGUAGGUUCAGCCCUCUUCACCCACCUGCUUUCUUCACCUUAUUGCCAGGUGAAGUUUGGCUUUGGCUUGGGCUUGGGCUGGGGAUUCCCCUGGGAAGAGACCACAUGAAAUUCCUUCCUCUGCCAGGCCAAACAGCAGCGCUGAAGCGGCUGCAUGGCCAGGCAAGUGUUGAGCUUCCACAUGCUAUGCUUUGGGAUGGAGCAACCUGAGCACAAUUUGAUAGUGUGAGGCGGUGGGGAGGGGAAGAGGCAGAGACUGGUGGAGUGGGGUAGGGGCAGAAGCUGUGGGAAGCUAGGGAUGUAGGUGGGGGAGGGGGGCAGGAAGGCUGUAGAGGUGGGUAGGGCAGAGGACAAGGGGGUCAUUUGACCUUCUACCCACCCUAGCCACUGCUUUCCCUGCUGUAGGAGUGGGGGCAAGGCGUGAUUCAAGACAACCCUCCAAAACUUAGAUGUUAUACCUGGAAAAUUAUAACAAAUCCAUUUAUUUUCCACAUAUAGAAUCUAAUAGUUAUGGUGGGUCAUCUUAUAUUCAGUAUCAUCUUAUAUUGAAGUAAACACAGUAAAUCUUCUGUUUAACAUCUAGUAGGCUGUGGGAUGGGAUUCUUAGCUGGAAUCAUUGGGUUGUAUUGAUCUCUGAACAAUUCUUUCUCUCUUCUAAAACACAAAAAUGCCCAGGAUUUCUUCCCUGCCUUCCAGGGACUCUCUGCUAUUUUUCUGGCCAGUUUCCCCAUAACUGUCAUGACAGGUGGGAGGGAAGCUUUCCUGAUGUGCAACUACUGGACAGGCAGGCAGUCAGGUGACAUUCUCUUCAUUUGACUCCUGUGAUCUCUUGGUACUUGUUGCAUUGCAAUGGGUGGGUGGUGAAGUGGAGAUGGCACAAGUGAGAGGCAGGCAGCACAUGUGCCAUUAGGCUUUAGAAGGUUGGUAGCAGACCAGAAUCAAGGAGAUUGCUGAAGUAAGCUGCAGGAUGGAUUGGUUUUAAUCCAAGUGAAGCAAGUCACCAAUUUUGAUCAUGAUUUAAAUCAGCAAGCAGGCAACAGUUUUUUAAAAUAAAUUUUAAAAUUAUUUUAAUCUUCUCUUUGUAUUUUAAUUCAUUUUCUUAAAGAAAGGUUGGUUUUCAUUGUUUGGAAAACACGUAACCAUUAUAGCAUGUUAAUAAAUACAGUCUUUGCAUGAGACUGGGCACUUCAUUUUGCUAACCAGGAGGAUAUAUAAUAUCUAUGCACAUUUUUUAAGCAGUUAUGUAGCUUAGCACUUAUACAUAUUCUGAAUUCUUUCAUUUUUUUAUUAUAUUAGAAAAUGAUUAACGAUUAAUUCUUUUUUCCUUCAUGACUUUUUUUAUGUCACGCUUUUAUUUGAAUGAAAAUGAAAUUAAAUUAAAAAUGCAAAAACAGUGUUUUAAAAUCGUCUUUUUUAUUAGUUACAUAAAGUACCUCAACUGUGCUGAGAAUAUCUAAAAAGUAAUCUUUAUAUAAACAUGUUUUACAUUUAAAAUUGAUUUGCUAAUUCAUAGAAUCAUAGAAAAUUAGGGUUGGAAGGGACCUCAGGAGGCCAUCUAGUCUAAUUCCCUGCUCAAACAGAACCACCCCCAAUGAGAUCAUUCCAGCCAGGGCUUUGUCAAGCGGGGCCUUAACAAUCUCUAAGGAUGGAGAUUUCCCCCACCUCUCUAGGUGACCUGUUCCAGUGCUUUAUCACCCUUCUGCUGAGAGUUGUUUUCCUGUUAUCCAACCUAAACCUCCCUUGCUGCAGUUUUUACACCAUUGCUGCUUGUUCUGUCAUUUGCCACCACUGAGAAUAGUUUAGCUCCAUCCUCUUUGGAACCACCCUUCAGGUAGUUAAAGGCUGUUAGUAAAUCUCCCCUCAGUUUUCCCUUCUUCAAACUAAAUAUGCCCAGUUCCCUCAGCCUCUCCUCAGGAGUCAUGUGCCCCAGCCCCGAAACCAUUUUUAUUGCCACUUGUCCACAUUUUUUCUACAGUGGGAGGGGAACUGGACCCAGUACUCCACAUGUGUUUUCACCUGUGCAGAAUAGAGAGGAAUAAUCGCUUCUCUCAAUCUGCUAGCAACGCUCCUACUAAUGCAGUCCAGUAUGCUGUUAGCCUUCUUGGCCACAAGGGCAUACUACUGACUCAUAUUCAUCUUACUAUCCACUGUAACCCCCAGGUCCUCUUCUGCAGAGCUACUGCUUAACCAGUCAGUCCCUUGGCUGUAGCAAUGCAUGGGAUUCUUCCAUCCUAAGUGUAGGACUUUGCACUUGUCCUUGUUGAACCUCAUGAGAUUUCUUUUGAUCCAAUCCUCCAAUUUGUCUAGGUCACCGUGAAUCCUAGCUCUACUCUUCAGUGUAUCUACUAUACCCCCCAGGUUGGUGUCAUCUGCAAACUUGCUGGGGCUGCACUCCAUCCCAUCUUUCAGAUCAUUUAAUGAAGAUAUGGAACAAAAUUGGCCCCAGGACCAACCCCUGGAGCACUCCACUUGAUACCGGCUGCCAGCUAGACAUUGAACCAUUGAUUAGUACCCAUUGAGCCCAGCACUUCUGCCAGCUUUCUAUCCACCUUGUAGUCCAUUCAUUCAACCCAUACUUCUUUAACUUGCUUUCCAGAAUGCUGUGUGAGACUGUAUUAAAAGCCGUGCUAAAGUCAAGGUAUAUUAUGUCCACUGCUUUUCCCAUACCCCUAGAGCUAGUUGUCUCAUCGCAGAAGGCAAUCAAGUUGGUCAGGCAUGACUUGCCCUUGGUGAGUCCAUGCUGACUACUUUCUUGUCUUCCAAGAUAGAAAUGGAUUUUUGAGGACCUGCUCCAUGAUUUUUCCAGGGACUAAGGUGAGGCUGACUGGUCUGUAGUUCCCUGGAUCCUCCUCCUCCUUUUUCUUAAAGAUGGGCACUAUAUUUGCCCUUUUCCAAUUGUCCAGGACCUCCCCCAAUCCCCAUGAGUUUUCAAAGAUAAUGGCCAGUGGCUCUGCAAUCACAUCAACCAACUCCUUUGGCACCCUCAGAUGGAUUGCAUCUGGCUUCAUGGACUUUUACACAUCCAGCUUUUCUAAACAUUCCCUAACCUGUUCUUUCACCACUGAGGGCAGCUCAUCUUCUCCCCAAACUGUGCUGCCUGGCACAGUACUCUGGGAACUGACCUUGCCUGUGAAGACUGAGGUAAAAAAGGCAUUGAGUACUUCAGCCUUUUCCUCCUCAUUUGUCACUAGGUUGCCUCCCCCAUUCAGUAAGGGACCUACACUUUCCAUGGCCUUCCUUUUGUUGCUAACAUACUUGUAGAAACCCUUCUUGUUACCCUUCAUGUCCCUUGUUAGCUGUAACUCCAGUUGCACUUUGGCGUUCCUGUCUUCAUCCCUGCAUGCCUGAGCAAUAUUCUUAUACUCUUCCCAAGUUGUCUGUCCAAGCUUCCACUUCUUGUAAGCUUCCUUUUUGUGUUUAAGCUCACUGAAGAGUUUUCUGCUAAGCCAAGCUGGUCACUUGCCACAUCUCUUCUUCUUCCUGCCCAUCAGGAUGGUUUGUUCUUGUGCCCUCAGUAAGUUUUCUUUAAAAUACAACCAUCUCUCUUGGCCUCCUUUCCCCCUCAGACUGGCCUCCCAGGGGAUCCUGCCCAUCAGUUCCCUGAGGGGGGUCAAAGUUUUUCUGAGGUUCCGGGUCCAUACUCUGCUGCUCUCCUUCCUUUUGUCAGGGUCCUGAACUUGAUCAUCUUGUGGUCACUGCUGUCCAUCUUGCCAUCCACUUCUACAUCCCCCACCAAUUCUUACCUGUUUGUGAGCAGCAGGUCAAGAAGAGCAUGGUUUCUAGUUGGUCUAUCCAACACUUGUACCAGAAAGUUGUCUCCAACACUCUCCAAAAAUGUCUUGGAUUGCCUGUGCACAACUGUAUCGCCCUUCCAUCAGACAUCAGGGUGAUUGAAGUACCCCAUAAAAACCAGGACCUGUGAUCUGAAAACGUCCACUAGUUUUCUGAAGAAAGCCUCAAUCUUCUGGUCUGGUGGUCUAUAGCAGAUAUCCACUACAACAUCACCCUUGGUGCUCUGCCCUCUAGCUUUAACCCAGAGACUUUCAGCAGGCCUAUCUCCAGUUUCAUACUGGAGCUCUGAGCAAUCAUAGAGCUCUUUUCUACAUACAGUGCAAAUCCUCUGUCAUGUGAGCUAUCUCACCAAGUUUCUGUUAUUUCAAUCAUGUCAUAGUUCCUUGACUGCGAGGACUUCCAAUUCUUCCUGCUUGUUUCCUAAGCUCUGUGCAUUUCUGUACAGGCACUUGAGAGGUGACUAGCCGAUUGCCCUACGUUCUCAGAAAGUAUGAGGACACUUCCCCUGUUGCCCCCUCCUGCUUCCUCUAUGUCCCCCACUUUUCCAUUUACCUCAGGGCUUUGUUCUCCACCCCCUUGCAAACCUAAUUUGAAGCCCUCCUUACUAUGUUAGAGAGCCUGUCUGCAAAGAUGCUCUUCCUUCUCUUCGUCUGGUGGAUCCUGUCUUUUCCUAGCAAUCCUCCUCCUUGGAACAACAUCCCAUGGUUGAAGAAGCCGAAUCCUUGCUGAUGACAUCACGUGUGGAACCAUGCAUUGAUCUGCAGGAUGCAUCUGCUCCUGCCAGGGCCCUUCCCCUUGACAGGAAGGAUAGAGGAGAACAUGACCUGUGCCUCCAUCCCCUUCACCCUUGCACCCAGAACCCUGUUGUCACUCUUGAUCUGCUCAGGGUCAUCCCUGGCAAUUAUCAUUGGUGUCCACAUGGAUGAGCAGCAUAAGGGGUAGUAGUUAAAGGGCUGGAUGAGUCUUGGUAAUCCUUCUGGGACAUCGUGGAUCUGGGCUCCAGGCAAGCAGCAGAUGACCUGGGACAAAAAGUUAGGUUGGCAGACAGAUCCCUCCAUCCCCUGCAGAAGGGAGUCUCAAACCAUCACCACCUGUCACUUCCUCUUCAUGGCAAUGGUCUCAAUCUUCCCCACAUUGAGGAUUCCUGAACUGGGCUCUUCAGUCAAUGGAAUUUGUUCUUCCUCCUCUGUUGCUAGAGCUCCAUAUAUGUUCUCCAGACAAACCACUGCACAUGGGCAUGACAACUUCUUGCUGCCAGAUGAUACAAGGUUCUACCUUCCUGGGAAUCCCAUGCCCUCUUUCUCUUCUAGCAGUACCUCCUGGCAGUCCUUCCUCCACAUUCCCAGAGGUUUCCUCCAGCAUAGAAUUGGUGAAGUCCUCAUGGCGGAGGAUGCUUUGGAGCCUUGCUACCUCUUUCUGUAGCUCUCUUACCUUCUCCCUGAGGGACACCACCAGAAGGCACUGUUCACAUUGCAGGCACUCCCCCACCUGGCUGACACUGGAAGGAAUCUGCAAGCCUCUGUCUGCACAGCACCAAACCAAGACCUGGGUGGAAGCCUGUUUGCUGUUCCUUGAUCUGAAGGGCUCCCUUUUCCCCGUACCCUUUUUCCUCUGAGCAAGCUUACAGUGAAGGAAUUGUGUGAGAGAGCUUCCAAACAAACUCCCCCUCCCUCUGGACUCUAGUUAAGCAAGGGGCUUAUGUCUUGGUGUAGUCUGCUGAAGUUUAGGUUCCCAGAGCAGGAUCUGGUGGAUGGUGGUAUUUCCUUUUCCCCUUCCUCCUCUUGCUCCCGAAAGUUGACUGUUUUUGGUUAUCAUGUCCUUCAGGAUUUUGAACUAUUAGAUCUCAUCCCCCUCGUGCCUUGUUUUGGAAAAAGAAAAGCAGCUUUCCUUUCCUUCCCUUCCCCCCAGCCCCUUAGAGUCAGUUUUUUGACUGAAUGAACUGAACCAAAAUAGAUGAAUAAAUGGAAAUGAAGGAAAAAUCUCUUUGUGCUUGAAGAUAGCAGGGCUAAUUCCCUGUCUUUGCACCUGAAGAAGAGGCUACUGUGGUCAAAAUCAGGCUUAAUACAGCAACAAACUCCGACUGCAAGUGUUAAGUCUGUAAGUUGUACCAGUUGAGUAGUUUGAUUUUUAAACUUCAACAGAAAGCAUAUACUGCUUAGUAUUUUGGUAAUUUAAUAUAAUAAAUGUAAACUGUUUGUACUUAAUUUUGUCAUAAUUUUAAUUAUAAUGAAUUCAUUUUUAAAGUGAAAAAAAUACUUAAUUUAAAUAAAAAUAACCCCUGGAACUGUAGAAGUGGAAGGGAGCUUAGGGAUUAUCUAGUUCAACCUGCUGAACAAAUGCAGGAUGCACUAUUCCUAAAUCAUUCCAGACAAAUGCUUAUUCAGUAUCUUCUUGAAAACCUUCAGUGAAGGAUAUUUUGCAGCUUUCCUGGGCAACUUGUUCUAUUGUCCUACUAUUCUUACCAUUUGGAGUAUUUUUGUGAGAUUAGAUUAAAUCUGCUUUGCUGCAGUUUAAACUCAUUGCUUUGCAUUUUGCCCUCUGUUGCAAGGAAGGACUCUUGUUUUCCCUCUUCUUUAUGAGGGCUUUUAAAAUGUGUGAAAACUGAUAUCCAUUUGGGUGGAGGAGGGAUUGCUAAGUAGUUAGAGUAUACAAAGUUGUGGGUAAUGUGAGGAAAUUUCAUGGUUUAUAAAAGCAGAAGAGAUCAUCUAGUUUGUCCUUUUCUGUAGCAGGAUACAGGAUUUUCCUGAUUUAAUUCUUGUUUGAACUAGAUUAUAUAUUUUAGAGGUAGACGCAGCUGUACCUCUCAUCUAUGAAAAUUGCUUUCCCUGAUUGUCCUCAGGAAUGCCCUGGUAGCGGGGCAAGGGCAGCCCAGGAACCGUUAGCCAUUAGUCCUCUUACAGUUCUUCCUCGGUUGUUCCUGGGGCAGGAAAUUUAGGGGUAUCCUGAGGUGCUAUUGUGCAGUUCCUCCAGUAUCACGUAAUUGCAAUGAGCUUGGUUUCCAUAUAUGAAAAUCAAACCAGGAAGCCAGUAGGCCUUAUUCUUCCUAAGAUGACUUUUGCCAUUUCAAGAGUUCUGUGAGUUUGACAAAGAGGGUAUUUCCCUAUAAGCAUGCCCAUUGUAAUGGCAGCUGCUGGGCUCAGUUCAUAUCCACUACAGGAGAUGUAAUGUACACCUGUCUGUGCCAGCAGGAAUGGCUGUACUUCAGGAUGAUUCAUAUUGGAGAAUGAGCCUACAAUGUUAGAAGCUUUCACCAGGUUAAAACACUUUUAAAGUUGGAGAAUCCAAAGGAACCUCACAGGUGGAGUCUGCAAUGGAAAUGGUCUGAAUCGGUACUUCAGCCGCAGACAGCGCUGACUUCUUUGGAAAGUGCCAGCCAGCUUGCAGAUUUUACUGUGGAAUUUCUGCUGACUGCAUUAUUCCAGCCAACCUGGGGCUGAAUCUAGCCACUAAUAGAAUAGACAGCAGACGUUUAAGGUGACACGUCGGUGCCUGUAGUGGCAGUGCCUCAUAGGACAAUGUCACUGGCUGGGCUGCUAGUGGCACGGUGGAGGAUGGUCUGGCAGCACAACCACUUCUAUUUUUUUCAUGCUUCUCUGGGGUCAGCACUUUGUGCUGAUGCCACGGUCUCUCUCCCCUUCCCUGGCCCCCUAUUUCUUACGUUACUGAUAGCUUCUGGGAAACUGCUGCUGCCUGGCUUAGUUUCAGCUGGGUCAAGCACUUAGUACCGUAAGUAGUAAAGUCUUUUGAUCCUGUGCUGUGAGUAGAAAUAUUCUUUAAAAAUUGACUUGGUUUCUCUUGUUUCCUGUAGCAGAGAUUACUGUGUUUUGGUUGAUAUGACACGCGUUGCCAUCAUUUCUGUUUCAGUCUGUUCAAAAUGGUUGCAUGGAAGCAAGAUUUCAAGGAUAGUUUAUUCAGAUGAGGCUUGGUAUACAUUAUUUCACCUGGCUGUUAAGACCUGACUCUUCAAGGUACUGAAUUCUUCCCAGGAAGUCCUGGAAUACUGUCAGUUCAUUAUGAAGUCAAGGUGUUGGACACAGCUCCUCAUGUGGGAGGACAGGGUCAUGGUCAUAGCCUAGUUCCUGUCUCUUGAUCUAUUCAGUCAAUCUCGUUUUUGUAAACCCAUCUUUUUUUAUGUAUUGUCUAGACAACUACACAUCUUUGAAAGGAUCAAAAAACCACCAAAAUGAAUGCACAGUGUGAAGUAUUCUCAAUAGCACUGUGUUUAAAAUGUGCUGAUAACUAUAUGGGUAUCUAGAAAAAGAACGAUAUUUUGGUCAUCAAACUAAUCAAUUUGCUGGAAAUCAGCAGUUGUCACUCUGUCCCUCCAGCCCCAGUACAUGUUCCCUUACCUGAAAUAUGUUGCUCUAUUUGUACGUUCUUCAGAGUCAUGAUGAGCUGCUGACAAGCAUCAGGGAGCACCACAUCAUCUUUAUGGGGACUGGAGGCACUCUUCUUGGUUUUUUUUGUUUUCUUUUUUUUACACUUGGCAGCUCAGUUGCUGCCAGGCACAAUCAGCAAAUCACUUCCUUCUGGCACCUUUUAACUGUAGGUUCUGAUCCUGCAAAGUCUUAAGCCUAGAUGCAAAAAUCUAGUGAAUGUGUAUUCUAGGGACCCCCUGUACCUGAAUAACAUAGAAUAUGAGUGUUGCUCAGUGCUCUGCUAAGGUGCAUUAGUCUUCUUCCUGCAACUGGACCAACUCAUGUCAUUCUCCCUGGAGGCCCCUGGUCCAAUCUCUGAUGUGGCAGCCAUCACAUAAUUAUUGCAGAACUUUGCAUGUGUGAGUUCUCCCAUUGAUUUUCAGUGGGAGAUCAUUCACCUGCAUGAGUUUAAGUACAUACUUAUGUCUUUGGGUAGAAGUGAUAUAUAGUAUCAUAGUACUGUAGUGCUUAGGGUCGGAAGGGACCUAAACAGAUCAUCAGGUCCAACCCCCUGACCUGGGCAGGAACGAGUGCUGGGGUCAUAACUCCCCAGCCAAAUAUCUAUCCAGACUCCGCUUGACUACCCCCAAGGUAGGAGAGGCUACCACCUCCCUUGGGAGCCCAUUCCAGAGCCUGACAGACCUAACCAUGAAGUAAUGCCUCCUAAUGUCCAGUCUGAACCUUCUUUCUAACAAUUUGUGGCUGUUAUUCUUAGUAACCCCUGGUGGUGCCCGGGAGAGCAGAGCCUCACCCAAUUUCCUCUGGUCCCCCCUGGUGAGUUUGUAAACGGCCACCAGAUCCCUUCUCAGCCUUCUCUUGUGGAGGCUGAAUAAGUCCAAGCCCUUUAGCUUCUUUUUGUAGGGCCUGACCCACUGCCUCUUGACCAUGCGAGUGGCCCUCCUCUGGACCCUCUCAAUGCUAGCAACAUCCCUUUUGAAGUACGCUGCCUAGAACUGGAUGCAGUAAUCCAACUGCAGCCUGACCAAUGCCACAUAUAGGGGAAGGAUCACCUCCCUGGAUCUGCUUGUGAUGCGUCUGUAGAUGUAUGACAAAGUGUGGUUAGCCUUACUGACCGCUUCCUCGCAUUGAUGGCUCAUGUUCAUCCUGUAGUCAACAAUAACUCCAAGAUCCCUUUCUGCCUCUGUUGACAAGAAGGGAGUUCCCCAGCCUAUAGGUGUGUUGCUGGUUCCUUCUCCCUAGAUGCAGCACCCUGCACUUGUCUGUGUUGAAUUCCAUCCUAUUCUCAUCCGCCCACCUCUGUAACCUGUCUAGAUCUAGCUGGAUUCUGUCCCUGCCUUCCAGCGUGCCUGCCUCGUUCCACAUCUCAGUGUCGUCAGCGAAUUUGGACAGCAUGAUUACCAUGCCCACAUCCAGAUCGCUGAUAAAGAAGUUGAACAGUACAGGCCCCAGGACCAAGCCCUGGGGGACUGUAUUGCCCACAUACCUCCAGGUCAAAAAUUACCCGGCCACCACCAGUCUCUGGGUGCGACCGUCUAGCCAAUUUGUCACCCAUCUGACUGUGUAGGAGUCGAUGCAGCAGUCACCUAGCUUUUUGAGAGAAUGUAGUGAGAAACAGUGUCAAAGGCCUUCUUAAAGUCCAGGAAGACGACAUCCAACUUGACGCCCUUGUCCAGGGACUUUGUGACCUGGUCAUAAAAGGAAACCAGGUUAGUCAGGCGGAAUCUGUCCUAAACGCUCAGGGGCAACCAACAUGGGUUCGUUACCACCCCUGUUGGGCCCUAGCAUAUGUGUUCCUUGAUAAUUUAUCAAAGGUCUUCCCAAGGACUGAGGUGAGACUGACUGGCUUAUAAUUGCCAGGGUCCUUCUUCCUCCCUUUCUUGUAAAUAGGGACCACAUUGACCCUUUUCCAAUCCUCUGGUACUUGGCCAGAGCCCCAUGAGCUCUCAUACAGCCAUGCCAGGGGCCCCGCUGUGACCCCUGCCAAUUCCCUCAGCACCCUUGGGUGAGGAGCAUCUGGACCUGCUGAUUUUAAAUAUGUCCAGCCUGUCCAAAAGUUCCCUAACUAGGUUGUCCCUGACCCUAGGCAUGGCGGUGCCUCCCCUGCAUCCAUGUGUAAUCCUAGUGGGGGAGGCAAAGAAUUCGUUAAAGAGGUCAGCUUUUUCAUUUGCUGCAGUCACCAGAUUGCCAAGCAUGUCCUGUAGGGGCCCCAUAUUACCCUGUGCCACCUUCUUGCUUCCUAUGCAUUUGAAAAAGGACUUUCUGUUAUCCCUAAUUCUAGUCGCUAGCCCUAGCUCCAUCUCUCCCUUGACCUUCCUAAGAGACUCUCUGCAGUUACAAGUAACGAAGGUGUAAUUCUCCUCGGUGAUAGCCCCUUGCUUCCAUUGUUUGUACGCCUCCUUUUUUGCCCUCAGGCAUUCCUGGAUGUCUUUGCCGAGCCAUGGGGUUUUUUUUAGCACUCCUGCCCCCCUUGGUGAGCAUUGGGACUGACUCCCUUUGAGCUCAGAUAGGUGAUUGUUCCUCAAGGAGACUGUCUUGGACUCCUAUCUCAGACCCCUCACCAGGUCAUCACCUGUGGCAAGGACCAAGUCCAGCAAGGCAUUUCCGUUGGUGGGACUUGUCACAACCCAAAGUUGUGAGUUUUUGUUUGUGUGCGCUUCGGCAUCGCUAAAUUAUGUUCCCGCUAAAUUGCAGCUUCCUUGCACGGUGGAAUUCUCUGCUGCAGAAGAGAACCCCGGUGCAAUGGAGAAUUUCCCGCCAAAUUUGUAGCUUUCUUUGCAGGGUGCAUUUCUCUGCUGCAGAGGAGAAAUGCUCGUUGCAAAGAGUUCCCGCCAUUCGUAUUAUAAUUCAAGCCCCAUUAUUGGCUAGUUUUAAAAUAUGCACAUGUGGCGGCUAGUGAUUGGCUUGCUAGCCGUAUAAAAAGCUUGAGUGGUUUCCGCCCAAGUUGGAGGACUCCACAAACAUCAGGAGGAGGAGGAGUCUUCACCUUGUGUGAAGAUCUCUAAGCGCUGCGGAUCCUUACGGACCCAACGCGUUUCAAGCAGGCAACAGAGGUCUGAUCAGCCUCUGGCCUCUCCCCGUCGCCGAGCGCAAUCCUAGACAUAGCCCUUUCCUAUAUACUCAAUUUUCGAACCCACGGAGCCUUAACAACUCUGGGGCCAGAGAACCGAACAGAGCCCACGGAGCUUCAACAACUCCGUGGGAAAGAAUUGCUGAACCUGCGGAGCCUUAACAACUCCGGGGCCAAAGAACCGAAUUUGUCGUAGUCCUCCAACGAGGAUUUAAGCGGAGCUGCACCUGGAAACUGUCCAGCCUACACCUCGACCAUCUUGGGUGUAAGUAAAUAAUCUUUCAAUCAACCAUUACGCCUCUGUGACUAAUUCUAGCCCAUGCGUGCCUUGCCGCCGCACGGUCUCCUCCGACCCCGCGUGCCCGGGCUGCUGGCUACAGCCCGUGUACGCAGACGGGCCCGGCUUGCCCCCAGCCCGCACAGGACUAUGCACCUCCUGGGUAAGGUGGCGGUCCUGGAUAUAAUACUCACUUCUACCCCAAAAUAUAAAAUAUGUAAAAAAUAUAUUGCCUCUAUCCAAAGAGUUUGUCUGCCUUUGUGCUUAGACUAAUAUGGCUACAGCAAAGAUCCCUGAAACACAGAAGAUAUCACAUUUUGCUGUUUGAAAUGUAAACUUCACAACAUGAAGAAUAAAGGAGCCAAAUUCAACAGCCUGGACUAAAUAUUAACAUUGAAUUUAUGGCCUCCCUCCAGCCUGCCUGCCAUCUGAUAACUCCAGGGAACCAGCCUACGUUUGUCUCUGCAAGUCCUCUCCAUUUGCAUUCUUGCAGGACAGCUUUCCAAAGACUGGCUUUUUUCAUACCUGAGAGAUUUCUGACCAUCUUUAAUUUCUCUCCCUGUUUUCAAUUUUUUUUUUUUGCCUGAAGACGAACGUGUGUGUUUGAAAGCUUGCAAAGAACAGGUUUUUUGUAAUGAUUUUAGUUGGUCUAAUAAAAGAUAUCACCUCUA